CCAGAGCUGGCACCUGAGGCUCCCUGGGGAGCAGGGAACAGCUCUGGGGCUCGGAGGUCUCCAGGAGGGGAACGUGAUGGGAUGGCGGGAUGGACAUAUCCAAGGGAGCGUGGGAGCGUUGCCCAUGGGGGUCUGCGUGUGGUCACCCCAUCGUCCCCUCCAUGCGCCGGGGUGCAGCUGGUGCUGCCCAGAAGAGCCUCUGCCACCCGUCACCCUGCGCCUGGUGUGGAGAGACCCAUCACUGUGUUCUGGUGCACCACGGUGAAAACGAGAGAGAUCGGGGAGGCGAAAUAACAGCGGAAAGAGAACAAAAGACGCGCUCCGUCUGGUUUCCAUUGGGGUUAGAUUCUAAGGAUCCAUCAGAGAGGAACCUCUUGCUUUUGUGCCCGUAGGAUGCCGGGGGCGUUAUCCAUUCUGCACAGCGCGGUGGUGCCCGGCUUAACCACGGCUCUCGGCCACCUUACGUAACGUUAAUAAUUUCUUAAUCUUGUUUUUUUUUUCUUCUUUUCCCCUUGCAGGCAAAGCAGAUGAAGCGAAUUUAUCCUGAGUCAGAAGCGGAGUGUUUUCAGAGGGGGUCAGAUCAGCCCCUGUGGGUUGACGCAGGUUUCCCAUGGGAAGAGCCGGUGGAGCCGAUGCGGUGACGUCCCCCUGAGAUGGGGACACUGUCCGGGUCAGUAACCCGGCUGUGGGCUGGGCUGUGCUAGGUGGGGACCCCCUUCUGUCCAUGGGGACCCUCUUCUGUCCGUAGGAACCCCCAUGUCGGGAAAAGCCCCUAAGGACAAGGAAAGUUAGGCCUUCCUAAAGCAGUGCUCUACGUUAAAUACGUGUUUCACUAUAGGAACACUGGAAGACUAAAAAAAAGUAAAUAACUAAGCCCUGAGAAAGACGUGAUUUUAAAACAUUUACAGUUAAAUUAGUGCCAAGGAUGUCUGUUUACACCCCAGCAAAAUACCCAAUUUUAUCCAAAGGUAUAAAAUCCAGUGGAGAGCGCGGCCGGGGUUGCAGGGAGCGCCUCCGCUCCUCACGUCCUUUUUCUUUGGGCUGAAAAACCUCUAUUGUGGCUGAUUUUUACGCUGUGCCCUCGCACCGCUGCGUUUCCCAGCCGGCCCCGUGUAGCUCGGCUCGCCCUGAUUUUGCCAUUUUUAGGGCUAAAGUCUGAAGGAAGCUGUAACCCUCGAUUAGGGAUCUCUUUGGAAAACUUUCCGCUGUUGGGAGCGAUUGUUUGGGGUGAGGGAAACGCGCUGCUCUGCGUGGUCCUCCCUGCCAAACUUGCAGCUAGAGCAAAGCCUUACAGCAAUAAAUCCCCAAAAUGAAAGGUUUACGAUGGAAAUGCUGACAAGCCCUUAACUAACGCAUUACAAAUGGCAGUGGUACAAUUCAGUAGCUAUAAGCUAAAUUAGCGGCAGCACGGGCAGCCUUCGAGGAUUGCCGGAGCGAGCCGGCCUUGUCUCCGUGAAGACUUUUCUGGGUCGAACUUGCGCGCAGGUGCAAAAUGCGGGAUGCCGCUUUGGUUUUUCGUGAAGUUUUUUGGACGACAGUUGGAAGAACAUCCAUCAGGUGAGGAGAGGGAGAGAGAUGGAGGUCGAGCUGUGACUCCGGACCUUAGGCAGCAAGGCGGUGGCAAAAGUGGGAAUAAAACCCUGGUGGUUCGCCAGCCUGCCGUCCCUCAGCAGUCUGGAAAAAUGGCACCAGCGACGGCAAGAGAAGCGGGAGUGUGGAGACAGACCCGGGCUCUCUUAUUCAAGAACUGUCUCAUUAAGUGCAGGACUAAAAAAAGCAGCGUUCAGGAGGUCCUUUUCCCGCUCUUUUUCUUGUUUUGGCUGAUUCUGAUGAGCAUGAUGCAUCCGCACAGGAAAUACGACGCUGUCGCCAACACCAACCUGGGCACCCUGGACGCCUCCAUCCUGGUGAAUUUUGUCAUCGGCUACACGCCGCCAACCCCCAUGGCACGAGAAAUCAUGAAGAAAGUGGCUUUUGAUAACUUCGAAGACGGCAUCAUCACAGAGGAGUAUUUAAGCGAAGAGGAGCUGCAAGCGGCCAGUGCUUUUAAACCCUCCAACUUCGUGGGGGUGGUGUUCACCGACGCCAUGUCCUACCAGCUGAGGUUUCCCGAUUCGGUCGCCAUGUCUUCCAUUUAUAUGGAAUCGAGAGCCAGCUGCUCCAACUUGCGGAAAGGCUGUGAGUCGGUGACGUACUGGACCUCGGGAUUUACAGCUCUGCAAGCCUGCAUUGAUGCUGUGAUUAUACAGCUGAAGACGAACCACUCGGUGUGGGAACAACUCCAGUUGACGAGGGCCAUGGUCAUGGGAGAGGCCGCGGUGGUGGAAAUUGAUAAUUUCCCCCGCGCGAUCAUUCUGAUUUACCUCGUCAUCGCUUUCUCGCCAUUUGGGUAUUAUCUGGCCAUUCAUAUUGUGGCAGAAAAGGAGAGGAAACUGAAGGAAUUCUUAAAAAUAUUGGGACUUCACGACACUGCCUUUUGGCUUUCCUGGGUGCUGCUCUACAUGAGCCUGAUUUUUGUCAUGUCCAUUCUCAUGGCGGUGAUUGCCACGGCCUCCUCCCUCUUCCCCCAGAGCAGCGCCUUCGUCAUAUUUCUCCUCUUUUUCCUGUAUGGAAUCUCCUCGGUUUUCUUUGCACUUAUGCUGACGCCUCUGUUUAAGAAGUCGAAGCACGUGGGUAUCGUGGAGUUCCUGGCCACGCUGGCGUUUGGGUUCGUGGGCCUCAAUAUUGUCCUGCUGGAAGAUUUCCCCAAGUCUUUCGUCUGGGUUUUCAGCCCCUUGUGUCAGUGCAGCUUCUUGAUCGGUGUCGCCCAGGUCAUGCAUCUGGAGGAUUAUGAAGAUGGCGCCACAUUUUCAAAUCUAAAUCACGGCCCUUACCCCCUCUUCAUCUCUCUCAUCUUGUUGGUGCUGGAUAGCAUAUUUUACCUGCUUGUCGCCGUCUACCUUGAUCAGGUUAUCCCAGGGGAGUUUGGACUGCGCCGCACGCCGUUUUUCUUCAUGAAGCCCUCGUUUUGGUCAAAGCACAGAAAAAAUUACAAGGAGUUGUACGAGAGCAGCGUCAACGGCAGCAUAAGCUUCAGUGAGAUCGUGGAACCCAUGCCUUCCGAGUUUCAGGGCAAAGAGGCCAUCAGAAUCAGCUGUGUUCAGAAAACAUUCAGGAAAAAGGGGGAAACUGUGGAGGCUCUCCGAAAUUUAUCCUUCGACAUCUACGAAGGUCAGAUCACGGCUCUGCUCGGGCACAGCGGGACGGGGAAAACCACGCUGAUGAACAUCCUCUGCGGGCUGUGUCCACCCACUGAUGGGUUCGUCUCCGUCUAUGGGCACAAAGUCUCUGAAAUCGAUGAAAUGCUCGAAGUGCGACAGAUAACGGGGGUGUGCCCCCAGUCCGACAUCCACUUUGAUAUAUUAACCGUGGAGGAGAAUCUCUCCAUAUUUGCUGCAAUUAAAGGAAUCCCUCAGAACGAUUUGAUACAGGAGGUGCAGAAGGUGUUGCUGGAUUUGGAUAUGCAGCCGAUCAGGGACAACCAAGCUAAAAAAUUAAGUGGGGGGCAGAAAAGGCGGCUGUCGGUGGGAGUUGCUGUUCUCGGGAACCCCAAGGUGUUGCUGCUGGAUGAGCCGACGGCGGGUAUGGAUCCGUGUUCGCGGCACAUCGUCUGGAACCUCCUGAAAAACAGAAAAGCGAAUCGCGUGACCGUUUUCAGUACCCACUUCAUGGACGAGGCGGACAUCCUGGCCGAUCGUAAAGCUGUGAUUUCUCAAGGGAUGUUGAAAUGCCUUGGAUCGUCUCUCUUUCUCAAAAGCAAAUGGGGAAUUGGCUACCGCUUGAGCAUGCACAUCGAUGCCUACUGCAACACGGAAGCGACCACCUCGCUGAUCAGGCAGCACAUCCCCGCCGCCAGCCUCAUCCAGCAGAACGACGAGCAGCUCGUCUACACCCUGCCGCUCAAGGACAUGGACAAGUUUGCAGGCUUGUUUUCCGACCUGGACACUCAUUCCCAUUUGGGCGUCAUCACGUACGGCGUGUCCAUGACGACGCUGGAGGAUGUCUAUCUGAAGCUGGAAGUUGAGGCAGAGAUCGAUCAAGCAGAUUAUAGCGUGUUCAAUUCCCAGCAAGUGCAGGACGAAGUGGACACGAAGUCCCUUGACGAUAUGGAGCAGAGCCUCCUCGUGCUCUCGGAGACGAAGGCGCCAGCGAUGAGCAAUACAGCCCUCUGGAAGAAGCAGGUUUCCACCAUAGCCAAAGUUCAUUUCCUUAGUCUCAAGCGGGAAAACAAAUGCGUGAGAGUGAUGUUGUUGCUUUUUCUGAUUUUUCUUGUAGUUCAGAUUUUAUUGUUUUUCAUACACCACAUCAUCAAAAAUUCUGUAGCUGCUAUCAAACUUUCCCCAGAUCUGUACUUGCUGAAGCCCGGCGAGGACUAUCACAAGUACAGGAGUCGUCUCCUGCUGCAGAACUCCACAGAAUCGGCUAUCGAUGACAUUGUCCACUCUCUUGGGAGCAUGAACGUACUCUGGGAGAUGUUCAACGACAGCGAUUACGUCUCGGCUGCCCCUCACAGCGCGGCUUUGAACGUGUUUGACCUUGAAUCCAGCCAGAACUACAUUUUCACGGUCGUGUUCAACAGCACCAUGGUGCAUUCCCUGCCGGUGUUGAUGAAUAUUGUCAGCAAUCUGCUCCUGCGCAAUUUAAACGUGACGGAGAGCAUCCAGAUCUGGAGCAACCCCUUUGUUCAGAAUCUUCCAGAAACAAUUUUCAGACUGGAGAUCUAUUUUGAAGCUGUGUUGCUGGGAAUAAUUAUCACUGGGAUGCCGCCCUAUUUUGCCAUGGACAACGCAGAAAACCAUAAGAUCAAGGCGUACACGCAGCUGAAGAUCGCGGGGCUUUACCCCUCCGCGUACUGGACCGGCCAAGCCGUUGUCGACCUCCCGCUCUUCUUCUCCAUCCUCGUCCUGAUGAUCGGCAGCCUCUUCGCCUUCCACUACGGCGUUUAUUUCUACGUGGGCAAGUUCCUCGCUGUGAUUUUCUGCCUGAUCGGUUACGUCCCGUCAGUCGUGCUCUUCACGUACGUCGUCUCCUUCACGUUUAGGAAAGUCCAGAAUACAAAAGAAUUUUGGUCAUUCAUAUUUUCAGUGACAGCCUUGCUCUGUACCGUUGUCACCGAAGUGGCCUUUUUUCUGGACUUUUACCUGGUAACCACCGUCCUGCAUUAUGUCUUCUCCAUCUUCAUUCCUAUUUAUCCCCUUAUUGGCUGUCUCAUUUGCUUUAUAAAGGUCUCAUGGAAAGGCAAGCGAAAGAACGGAGGAUACUACGACCCGUGGGACCGGCUCCUGGUAGCGGUUAUAGCUCCCUAUUUGCAGUGUGUCGUGUGGCUCUUCCUACUGCGAUGUUUCGAGCUGAAGAAUGGCGGGAGGACAGUCAGAGAGGAUCCAUUUUUCAGAAAAUGUUUUACAAAAGCCAAAGCCUGGAAGUUCCCCGACGUCCCGCCAGAUGAGAGCGAAGAUGAAGACGUGAAGACGGAGAGGCUGCGCGUCCAAGAAAUACUGAGCAGCCCCAAAAGCGAGGAGAUGCCAGCAAUCCUGGUCAGCCGCUUGCACAAAGAGUUUGAUGAGAGAAAAGAGUUCCUUCUGGGGAGGAAAAUAAAGAAAGUGGCAACGAAACACGUGUCUCUCUGCGUAAAAAAAGGAGAAAUACUGGGGCUCUUAGGACCCAACGGAGCUGGGAAAAGCACGUUAAUUAAUAUGCUCGUUGGAGAGAUUGAGCCAACCAGUGGGCAGGUUCUGAUGGGAGAUUAUUCUUUUGGAGUGAGCAGCGAGGAUGACUCAGUGAAAUUUGUGGGGUACUGCCCGCAGACGAAUCCGCUUUGGCCAGAUAUCACGCUGCAGGAACACUUUGAAAUUUAUGGCGCUAUCAAAGGAAUGAGUCAGACCGAUGUUAAGGAAGUCAUAAAACGCAUCGCGAGUGCCCUGGAUUUGAAGGACCACCUGCAGAAGACGACGAAGAAGCUGGGCGUCGGGCUGAAACGCAAGCUGUGCUUUGCCCUGAGUAUGCUGGGCAACCCCCGGGUCACGCUCUUGGAUGAACCCUCAACUGGGAUGGAUCCAAAAGCCAAGCAGCACAUGUGGCGGGCGAUUCGGGCAGCGUUUAAGAAUAAGGAGAGAGCAGCUAUCCUGACCACUCACUACAUGGAAGAGGCGGAUGCUGUUUGUGACCGUGUGGCCAUCCUGGUGUCCGGGCAGCUCAGAUGUAUAGGUACCGUCCAACACCUGAAGAGUAAGUUUGGCAGAGGAUACUUCCUGGAAAUGAAAUUAAAAGAAACAGCAGAUGUGCAGCAGGUGGAGUAUCUGCAGAGCCAGAUUUUGCACAUCUUCCCGAACGCCAAUCGUCAGGAAAGUUUCGCUUCUAUUUUGGCGUAUAAAAUUCCUAAAGAAGAUGUACAGUCGCUUUCACAUUCUUUUUCCAAGCUGGAAGAAGUAAAACACGCGUUUAACAUCGAGGAGUACAGCUUUUCUCAGGCCACACUGGAACAGGUUUUUGUGGAGCUGGCGAAGGAGCAGGAGGAGGAGGACAGCAGCUUCGGCACGCUGAACAGCACGCUGUGGUGGGAGAGGACGCAGGAAGACAGAGUCAUCUUCUGAGCUCCGUACGGUCCAGAUCUGCUCGUCAGCUCGAGUUUUGCGCCGGCGAUCAUCUGCACACACGGUGGGCCUGUGUGUGGGGAAAAAAAAUCUGAGCUGGGAUGGUCACGGAAAAUGGCAUUUGGAAGCACUGAGCACGUUCCACCCUCCCAGCCUUAGGAAUAACGCCCCAAGGGCGGUGAGCAUCCCCACCGUUCUUCUGGCUGGUCUCAAACUCCUCCUCCCCCUCGCUGUUUCCUGGUUUGCGUUGAGCGGGACGACGCUGCCCCGGAAAAUGGGUCGUCUCCUGGUGUUGGUGGCGAGUCGGUGGCUUGGGCAGGAGCAGCCGCCUGCCUGCCCCCGCUCGGCCCCGCUGCCCCGGCGGCGCCGGCUGCCCGCCGUCCGGCUCUCCUCGCUGGAAGUCGUGCACUGGAGCAAAACCAGUUGCUGCUGGAGCGUGACUGGUUCGCAGGGUCUCGUCGGGCACUGCCUGAUGAGGUGCCCUGCGGACGCGUGUCCCUGCGAGGUCCUGCUCCCUCCCCGCUUACGCUUAGAAGAUGCACCUGCUUUGAAGAGACGGGGGGGGAAAAAACCCGCUCCAAAGGAAUUGUAUUCACUGCGAAGAGGGUCCGGAAUUUCACUGCGAGCUUAGCUUGUUAGCCAACCAAUGUGAAAAUGUUCCUUUACAGAUAUAAUAUGGCACGCGUCGGCACUCGCAUUCCCUUCGACUGCAAGUUGGCGGAUGGGGGUAACUCCCGCUGCCGGCCGGGGGGGCGUUGGUGUUUGUAAUGCAUGCGCUGUGGGGUUACAGGGGGUGCCCAGAAGCGGAUGCUGGUUGUUUGUUCCGGCCCCCUCUCCCCCCCCCAGCUUGGUAAAAAGUACAAAGACAUAACUGUGUAGUUACGGGAUUUGCAGAGAUGUGAGUAUUUCUCGUCUUCAUUAAAAACGGUCUAAUUCUUUUGUUGGGUGUAACGACGCGUCUCCUGCCAGCUGGCUUUAGAGACGGUCCUUUGGAGAAGUUUUCAUUUUUCUUGACAGUGAAUUCAUAAGUACGUGCAAUGACACUUCCUAAUCCGUCUUUGUUGUGAUAGCAGUACGUGAUGCAGCGGUGUGCUCAGCACAGGGCCCUUUGCUUCGUCCUGGCCUGGCAAUUCUUCAUUCACCUUCGUUAACCCCAAAAAACAAGGUCCAAAUUCGCAGCCGCAUCGGUAGGAAUGGUGCCUUUGGCUUGCAUAGAAGCACUAAGAAGAGCAGAAUAUGUGCUCCUUUAUCCUAAGAUGUGAGAGAUGUAUGUCGGAAGCAUAUUAUUUUUUCGUUUUUUCUACACAAAGCUAUCAUCACUUUUUUAGUUUUAUAAGGUGAAAUUAAAGAUUGCUAAUGGUUCAUUGUGUUCUGCAAUGAACAAAUAUAGAGAUGCAUUUAUAGCAAAACAUUGGCUUCAUAAGUCACAUCAAUUAUAUAUCUUCACUUUAAAGUUAGAAAAGACCUUUGUUUUUCUUGCGAAAACCCAAAAAAACUGUGGCUUAAGGUGGAGCGCUGUGUCCCGGCUGUUUGUAAUUAUCAGGCGGUAACAUGUGUUAUGUGUCUGAUAAUGGUUUAUCAGCCCGCUGAGCCAAAAUCUGUUUUCCUUAGUUUCUUACUCUUAAGAUGUGAACUCUACGUACAACUUUUGCUUCCCCUUUCGUACCCGUAGGUUGCGUAUCAACGCACGGAUUUCGUUUUGUAGUUAAAACCUGAGCCCAAGAGCUGCAGAAACACCUGGACGUGCCGUUUGCAUCCCUGGGGAAAGGUCCCUUCCCCUCGGGAGCGCAGGCUGAACCUGCCCGUGAUGCUGCGCCCUGAGCUGUGGUACUCGGCGUAUCCCAACUCUCCUGGGCUGGGAACGAAACACAGGUGGAAAACAGGAUUACACCUCCAGCCUCUAAACUGCAGCUCCAGUAACAGCCUUCCUAGGGCUGAAGCCUCCCUGUAAGAAGAGAAAAAGCUCUUUUCUUCACGCAGCUUUUUAUUUAGCCCCUGGGAGCCCCCAGCCCCUUUCUCCGCGCCGUAUCCCUGCUGCUGGCUGCUAUCUCUGAGCGUUUUCCUUUGUUUGGAGCAAAGGCGGGACCCAGAAUUUCGUCUCGUGAUGCCUUCCCAUGUCUGUACGUACAAGCUAAGGGCGUCUUCUCCAGAUCCCACGCUUCUUACUUCCAUCUCUUUUUGUAAAUGUUUUUUUCAGCUGAGUGUCACCUGCCCGUCUGUCCAGCGAUGGGCCGCGCGCCCCUGCCAGGUGAAAUUAGGAAAGUCCAGUUGUGGCCUGUUAGCCUUGGUGUCUUAAUUUUAUUCUUUAACUUAAGAGUUAAUAGGCUGUAAAGCUGUUUGGUGCUGUCUGGCUGACAUCACCCUGUUUCAAACAGUUUCUUACGUUCUAACGUUUCGCGUGGAUGGUAUGAGAGCUUUCAUCAGCCCCUAGAUUUGUUCAGCCUGGGACUGUUGGUGUUUGUCCUGGAGUCGCGCAGCUGAUGGUGGCACCGUGUUUGUGCAGCUACGCGUCCAAAGAAUGCGGCUCGUCACAUUAACUGCGUAUUUGGGUGGGAUGUUUUUGGUGCGGCGACGUCGCGUGUCGAUGGGGCGUAGGGUGCCUCCCCACAGCAUCGCUGCAAUCAGUGCAUCGUGUCAGAAGUCUGUCAUAUGAUGUCUCUAAUUGCCAGAAUAGGGAAAAACAUGGGUAAAAUUAAACUAGAGAGUCCCCUGGAAACUUCAGAGCUUUAUUUCUGCAAUUUUUGUUGGGUUGUUAUCAGUGACAGGCCGAAUCCCAGCCAUACCAUACCCCCCCCCCCCCCCCCCCCAGUUCAUGCUCUAGGAGAUAAACCGGGGCCGAGGCAGCUGGGGUCGGGCUGAGCGUGGGACUUGGGGGCAAAUCCGUUCACUUUGUGCCACCCGACCCAGGUUUGGGUUCCCUUGCAGCGUUGUUGUGAGAAAGAGUUAGCGAAUACAUCCGAAACUUGGAAGAUGCAUUUACGUUGUGGCGUUACUACAAGGCUGUAUUUUUGUAGGGAGGAAUUUAACGUGUCUGAUUUUGUUUACAUUACCAAGAAAAGCCCUUAUUUUAAAAAAUACCUCUGUAUAGCGAGUGAAGUCUGUUGCGUAGCCGACAUCCCGUAGCAGGAAACAGAAGGUAUCGAGUCUAAAGGUGACACGUUUGUAACGCUCCUCCUGACGCUGCCGUCGGGCGCUUCGAAUCGUUUGCGGUUUAUUUUAUACACCUGCCUUUCUUUUACCACUUUGCUGUGUUUGUAAAGUUGAGGUUUUUCCUUUCCCAGCAGAAAGUACUACUGAAAUAAAGAUGGA
Molecule: messenger RNA, 9938 nt
Organism: Chroicocephalus ridibundus (black-headed gull)
Lineage: Eukaryota; Metazoa; Chordata; Aves; Charadriiformes; Laridae
Gene: ABCA5
Product: ATP binding cassette subfamily A member 5
Exons: 40
Coding region: 1500-6629 (1709 amino acids)
Biological process (GO): transmembrane transport; lipid transport
Cellular component (GO): late endosome; membrane
Molecular function (GO): ATP binding; ATP hydrolysis activity; lipid carrier activity
Source: RefSeq, a predicted model, not a curated record